This is a messenger RNA of Aspergillus glaucus CBS 516.65, 1172 nucleotides long. RefSeq lists its product as uncharacterized. The coding region runs from base 123 to 1172 and encodes 349 amino acids. The transcript is spliced from 3 exons. The record is from RefSeq and is a predicted model, not a curated record. NCBI's taxonomy places the organism in Eukaryota, Fungi, Ascomycota, Eurotiomycetes, Eurotiales, Aspergillaceae. Gene Ontology annotation, biological process: catechol-containing compound metabolic process. Gene Ontology annotation, molecular function: ferric iron binding; catechol 1,2-dioxygenase activity.
CCGAAAAUCCGUCUCAGACAAGGUAUAAGAAGUAGCAGGCCCGCGGUAGAGAACCAGAACCAAGACAACCACAACAGCCACCAUCAUCCCACAUCCAUUCCCAUAACCCAAUCGAAUAAACCAUGUCUGAGAACAUGUCCAAUGGCAGUACUCGCCCAACAAUCAGCGAAGCCACCCGCGCAAAAUGGUCCGGCAACCCCGAAGCAAUCGCCGCAACCUUGCCCUCAAUGCUCGACCUAACCAUCGAAAACAUCACGGAGAACGUUAUGAAGAUCAACUCGAUGUGUGAUAACCCGCGUUUGCGUUUUCUGAUUAUGAAGUUGGUCAAAGCGUCGCAUGAUUAUAUCAGAGAUGUGGGACUGCAGUUUGAUGAGUGGGAGCAGGCGUGGCAGUUUUUGACUAAGGUCGGCCAGAUCUCCACGGACGUCCGUCACGAAUUCGUCCUCCUGUCUGACAUCCUAGGAAUCUCUGCUCUGGUGGACGCCAUCUCAUACCCGUCUGUCCCAGGCGCAACAGAGUCCUCUGUCCUUGGCCCGUUCCACGAUGAGGAGGCGCAUUCAUUCCAAUACGGUGAAUCUAUCACCACAUCCGGCACACCUGGCGAACCGACAAUCGUGCAAGGAUACGUCAAAGAUACGGACGGCAAUCCCGUGAGCAAGGCUCUGAUUGACGUGUGGGAAACCGACGGUGAUGGGGUAUACGACCUCGAAUAUGAAGUGCAAGAAAGUGCAGAUCCGAACUGUCGUGGGAAGGUAGCCACCAAUGAGGAUGGCCAUUAUCUGUUCUCGUGUGUGAAGCCGGUGGCGUAUCCGAUUUCCAAUGAUGGGCCUGUCGGAGAGCUGCUGAGGACGCUGAAGAGGCAUUGGUAUCGGCCUGCUCAUAUGCAUUUUAUGAUCGAGCAUCCGCAAUAUUCCAGGUUGAUUACUGCUCUGUAUUCUCGAGACAGCAAGUUUGUGGAGAGUGAUACGGUCUUUGGGGUCAAGCAGAGUUUGAUUGUGGAUUAUCGCUGGUGUAAAGACAUGGAGCUUGCAGAGAAGCAUAAUGUUGAGCCCGUUCUGAAGACCAUUGAUGGACAGGAGAGUCAAGGGUUCUGGUUGCUGGAGCGGGACUUCAUUCUUGUGAAGAAAAGUCCUUUUGCGCCAAGGAAGACGCAGGAUGAGGUGGUUCGUUGA